Molecule: messenger RNA, 1748 nt
Organism: Diprion similis
Lineage: Eukaryota; Metazoa; Arthropoda; Insecta; Hymenoptera; Diprionidae
Product: CDK5 regulatory subunit-associated protein 3
Exons: 9
Coding region: 156-1703 (515 amino acids)
Biological process (GO): regulation of mitotic cell cycle; regulation of cyclin-dependent protein serine/threonine kinase activity
Cellular component (GO): endomembrane system
Source: RefSeq, a predicted model, not a curated record
UUGAAUUAACUCGUACACACGUGUGUGCGCAUGAAUGAAAAACUACGUGAAUUCAAUGGUGACGGGUGAAUGUAUGCAUGGAAACGUCAACAGAACAGCUGCUUGUGAGAGGUUUUUUUGUAAGAUAUUAAUUAGGCCGGUUUUUAGCAGUCAAGAUGCAGGAACAGGAUAUUCCGAUUGAUAUAAAUUCGGGUAAACUGUUGGAAUGGUUAAUAAACAGACGUCACUGUAGCAGGGAUUGGCAGGCGAACAUUAUUGCCGUUAGAGAAAAAAUUAAUAACGCCAUUCAAGACAUGCCUGCACACGAAGGAAUCGCCCAGCUACUCUCUGGCACAUAUAUAAAUUAUUUUCAUUGCAAGAAGAUAAUAGAGAUUUUAAAAGAGACCGAGGUUGAUUCAAAAAAUUUAUUUGGUCGUUACGGAUCGAAGAGGAUGAAAGAUUGGCAGGAAAUUGUUCGCCUUUACGAAAAAGAUAACAUGUACCUUGCGGAAGCUGCUCAAAUGUUGAUGAGAAACAUCAAUUUCGAAGUACCAAGCUUCAAAAAACAGAUUCAGAAGUUGGAACAAACGCAGAAUGAUUUGGAGAAAAAGGAAGCAGAGUACAAAAAGUCAGAAAAUAUAGCUCGAACAGAGUUUAACACGCUUUGCAAGCAGCUGGGAAUACCUGGACAAAAAAUAAAGAAGGAACUAGUCGAGAGAGUAUCGGAAUUACCUGAGAUCUACAACAGAUUAGUGGAGAAAGCAAAAUCUAUCGACAAUGUUGUAGAAUUUUAUAGUUCGUUUGUAGAAUUCACUUUGGGAAGGCAACACGACGGCGGUUGCGUUCCAAUGGUUAAAUAUGUAAUUGAUAAGGGUAACACGACAACUUACGAAUGGACUUACGGAGAAGCUCCCUUAUCUGUUGUCGAAACUCCAUUGAACGUCAAUUUUGACGACGACGAAGAGGAAGAAGCUAAAGAACACGGCGAGAUCGACUUUGGAAAUGCGCCAAGGGAAGAAAUUGACUUCGGUCAACUGGACGGUGGAGGGGAAAUCGAUUUUGGCGCAGAGGGUGACAUAGACUGGGGUAACAUCGAGUCUGCCGACGGUACCGCGGAAGAAAUCGAUUUUAACAUAUCUCUAGAGGAGUCCGGCAUUGUCGUAGAAGCUGCUGGUCUUGAUGGCGGAAUUGCUACUGGUACCGAAGCUCUGACGGUCCUUGACAAUCCGUCGACUAGAAACGACUUUAUAGACCAGUUACUAGAGCUAGAAUCUUUUCUAAAACUUCGUCUGUACGAGUUUCAAGGGGACAAUAAAAACAAUUUGCUCAGCAUGAGUCAAAUGCAGCAAGCCUCUCCUAUACUUCAACUCGCCACACCCGAUAGCACCAGAAGCAUGCUUGACCAUGUACAGGUCCUCAUCACUGAGGUCCUGGACAGCAGAGCGCAGCAUUUGCACAAUAUAAAGCAUUCGCCGAGGUACGUAGAUCUUCUUGCCGCGUCGCUGAGGCAGAAAUUAAAGGUGGCUGAGAAAAUGGUUUCGUUACAAAAAUUUACUAGUCAAAGGCGAGAAGAUAUCAUAAAUCAAGCUCUAGCGCUUCAACCAAUGUUGAAAACUGUUAUUCAACGAACAAAGGAACUGCAGACAGAGAUAGAACAAGAUAUAUCGAAAAAGUACAAGAACAGGAUUGUACAUUUGACUGGUGGUGUAAAUACCCUUCAAUAAAAGUUAGCUUACUUGCCAUUCUAAGCUAAACGGACUUUGAGAAGA